AUGGACAAUGUUGUAACGGGAACAGACACCAUUGAAGCUGCGAAAGAUUUGUAUACUAUGUCCAAAGGAAUUUUCGAAGAUGCAAGCAUGAACCUUCGUGAGUGGGCAUCUAAUAAUAGAGAACUGGAAGAAACUUUUUCAGAUGAAGACAGAGCUAAAGAAAAUGUGAUGAAAGUGUUAGGUCUCGAAUGGAACAGAGAAACAGAUACAUUGGCGAUACAAAAAGGUCAAAGAAAUAAAGGAACACAAGAAUAUCAUCUUCCUUAUGUGAAGUCUACUGACAAUCCUGCUGAUAUAGCCAGUCGAGGUUGUUCAACAGAAGAUCUUGUGAAAAGUUAUUCAUGGUGGCAUGGUCCCGAGUGGCUUUUGCAUGACAUUUCCAAAUGGCCAGUAUUAGACCAGUUGUCUAAUACUGAAGAUGAUGAGACUAACAAACCAAAGACCAUCGAAAACGAUGAGAAAGAAAACAACAUCAGUGAAAAUUUGAGUUUUUCAGCGUUUGGAGCAAUUAACGACUAUUUUCCAACAUCUGUCCCAUUUGGGAUAAAUCCAAUGAAAUAUUCUUCAGUGACGAAAUUGUUACGUGUCACAGCAUAUGUGAGAAGAUUCAUAGGUAAAAUGAAAAAAGAAAAAUACAGUUCACAAAGUCUCACUUCAAAAGAAAUUCAAGAAGCUGAAGAUAUGUGGAUUAAACACGUGCAACAUACGAAUUUUUCUGAAGUGUAUGAAGCCCUCAUCGGAAAGAAAAAAUGCAAUCUGCAAUUGCAACUUGGUGUGUUCAUCGAUAAGAAUGGUCUUUUAAGAUGUAAAGGCCGUUUAGAGAAUGCCAGUUUAACGGAGUCUGCAAGAAAUCCGUUACUACUACCACGCGAUGACUCUUUCACAGUGUUAAUCGUAGAAAGAGAACACAAACGUUUGUUUCAUUCAGGUGUCUCUCAAACUCUAAGUCAACUUAGACAUCGUUAUUGGAUCCCUAGUGGAAGGGCUACAGUGCGGAAAGUUCUUCGUCAGUGUUUAGUGUGUCGUCGAGUUGAAGGAGGGGCGUACAAAAUGCCUCCUAUGGCUCCUUUACCUCGUUCAAGAGUUACCGAAUCCACACCAUUCAGUCAUAUUGGAUUGGACUAUCUUGGACCAUUAUAUAUAAAGGACAAUCAAACCAUGGAAAAAGUAUGGGUGUGUCUAUACACGUGUAUGGUGACACGUGCAGUUCACCUUGAAAUGGUAAAAAAUAUGUCAACAGAGGCAUUCUUAAACAGUUUUCGGAGAUUCAUAGCUUGCAGAGGAAAACCACGCGAAGUCAUCAGUGAUAAUGCUUUACAUUUCAAAUUGGCUAAACAUACAAUUGAGUUUGUAUGGAGCUCAGUUUUGAAAAGUGAGGAUGUGCAGAACUAUUGUUCAAGUGAGGGUAUUAGUUGGAGGUUUAUUGUGGAAAUCGCACCCUGGAUGGGUGGUUUCUAUGAGAGACUAGUUGGAAUAACAAAACGAUCUCUACGCAAAUCUAUCGGAAGAAAGCUUCUAAGCAGCGAUCAACUUAUUACUGUGAUAAAAGAAGUUGAAGCAAUUGUAAACUGUCGUCCAUUAGUGUAUGUUGGCGAAGAUAUAAAUUCUAAUAUCACACUGACACCUUCUCACUUCACGUGUUUGAACCCAAAUAUUGGGAUUCCCGAGUGUGAAAUAUCUUCUGAGGACCCGGAUUUUAAAGUAAUAGAGAGCUCAGCUGAUAAGUUGUUAGCAAUAUGGAAAAGCGGACAAAAACUUUUGGAUACCUUCUGGAAAAUUUGGAAAGAAGAAUAUUUGUGUAGUCUAAGGGAAAGAACACAAACAAAUCUGAAGCAGGGAAAGCCCAAAGUAACGUUCAAUCCAAGAGUAGGUGAUGUAGUACUAAUCAAAGAUAACACAACUAGAGGUAGUUGGAGACUAGGAAAAGUCAUCAAACUAUCAGUAAGCUCUGAUGGAUUUGUUCGUUCGGCAGAAGUAAAAACUGCAUCAAAAAAGUUGCUUAAAAGACCUUUAAGUUUAUUAUACCCGAUUGAAACUUCAAAACUCCUUAUCCCAGACACUAAGUCUAUAAAACCAAUAGAAAAAGAAGAAACUAGUAUACGCACUGAGAGAAAAGCCGCAAAACACGCGAAACAACGUUUGAAAAACUGCUUCAAUGAUAAACUGUCAAUAGAUGUUUAA
Messenger RNA from Mercenaria mercenaria, 2181 nucleotides. RefSeq lists its product as uncharacterized. The record is from RefSeq and is a predicted model, not a curated record. Gene Ontology annotation, biological process: DNA integration. Gene Ontology annotation, molecular function: nucleic acid binding. Bases 1 to 2181 code for a protein of 726 amino acids. NCBI's taxonomy places the organism in Eukaryota, Metazoa, Mollusca, Bivalvia, Venerida, Veneridae. The transcript is spliced from 2 exons.